Monodelphis domestica (gray short-tailed opossum) is the source of this 1989-nucleotide messenger RNA. Lineage: Eukaryota; Metazoa; Chordata; Mammalia; Didelphimorphia; Didelphidae. The record is from RefSeq and is a predicted model, not a curated record.
AUGGACGCGGUAGAAGCUGAACUCUUGGAAAUAGAAGAGGAACUCUCACACUCCUCGCUGUUCUUCCUUGAUCUAGCCCCCGAGGGCCUGCUGGCCAGCGGUGGGGUUACUCUCCCAGGGGAAAGUGCCCCGCCAAGCUGGCACAAAUCCGAAGAGUCCUUUCCCUCGACGCUGACGGGCUUCUUGACUCCGAAGCAGACACCCGAAGUCCAGAAAGAUCCCAGAACGGGCAAAGGCGGCUCUGACCCGAGUGAGUUUCUGCAGUUUUCCCGCCCGCACGAUGGGCACACCUGGCCGCUUGGUGAUCUCCACUCCUUGUUCUGGAGUCCCCGGAGGCAGCCGGUUCUCAGAGCCCCGGCCCAGCUCAGGAAGACGCUCCGGAACAGAAGUCCAGCCCCUGAAGACAUAGAAAACAAGAGACCACGCUUAGAGUCUUCGAUUCCCCUAGAAGACAAGGAGAGCGCGCGGGAAGCCACCAACUCCUUCGGAGCUGCCGCCAGCCCGGCCCUCGGGCGCCCGCAGGCUAGCGUCUGCCCCGGGGAACGGACCCGGGGCUCACCCAGAGCGCUCCUUUCCCAGAUUUCGCCUCACAAGAGGACCAAUUCUGGAUCCUGUGCAGACGGCUUUGCACUGGCCAGUCAGACACCUCACGGAGCCUGUCGCCAUCCAAAGAAGGACCAUCGGGAGCCCCCAGGACGACUCCUGCCUUCCUGUAGCUGGCCUCGGGACGCGGAAGUCGGGAAGCCCGGAGUGAGUGGUGGUCGCCCGGGCAUGUCUCCCCCAGAGGAGCCUCGAGGCUGGAGAGAGCUCCUUCCUGGUUGCAGCGGUUCCGAGGGACUCCCAGAGGAGCGCGCGAAGGUCCGGAGGACACCAUGCUGUACGCUGGAAGAAGAGGACGCGCAGAGAGGGAAGAGAGACGAGGAUCCGAGGCUGGGGCUGCCACUUCCACCAGGACGCCACCCCAGCCACCUCACUCCCGUCCCUGAAGACCGGCGGACUUCUCCACAGCUUCCUCUGAAAGCAGUAAGGAACGGUGGCCAGGGGGUACCACCAGCCUGCAGGAGCGCUGCUCACCUUGGUCCCGAACCCGGCAGACUUGCGGAAACCUGCACAAGUGUUGACGUCGUGACAAGUAAGAGGAGGUCUCCACCGAAGGAGAGAAGGUCGGAACCCCAAAAGACAACCGGGCCGAGCUCAGGAAAGGAACGUUGGAGGAGCCUGCUCGAGUCUCCUCUCUCUCACCCAGCGCCUGUGCUACACACUAAGAAACCCCAUUGCUCGGGCCAAAGGGAGGAAAAGAGCCCUGAGGGGCUCCCUGAGCUCACCCAGGACAUGGAAAGGGAGAUCGAGAGGGCCCUGGGCCCUGGCCCCCAGGAUGAGAUACUCAGCAGGACCUUCAAAUUCAGAGUCACUCGAGAGGAUCUGCAGACCUUGCACAAUUUCCAGUGGCUCAAUGAUGGCAUCAUUAACUUUUACAUGAAUCUGCUGGUGGACAGAAAUCAAAAGCAGGGCUUGCCAAGGCUCCAUGCCUUCAGCACAUUCUUCUACCCCAAACUGAGGGCCGCCGGGUACCAGGCAGUGAGAAGAUGGACCAAAGGGGUGGACCUCUUCCAGCAAGACCUGCUUUUGGUGCCCAUUCACCAGAGGGCACAUUGGAGCUUAGUGCUCAUAGACCUGAGGAAAAAGUCUAUCCAGUACCUGGAUUCCUUGGGAGGAAAGGAGCCCGGGAUCUGCACCAUGAUGCUCCAGUAUCUAAAAGAGGAAAGCAAGAGCAGAAGAAAUGCAGAGCUGGAUCCCACAGAAUGGACUCUGGACGAGGGGAGAUCCUGGAAGAUUCCUCAACAGUCCAAUAGCAAGGACUGUGGCGUGUUUCUUUGUAAAUAUGCAGAUUACAUCUCUCAGGACAAGCCUCUCGCCUUCACUCAAAAUCACAUGCCUCACUUCCGGAAGAGGAUGGUGUGGGAAAUCCUGCAUCAGCAGGUGCUCUGA